Penicillium olsonii is the source of this 1770-nucleotide messenger RNA. NCBI's taxonomy places the organism in Eukaryota, Fungi, Ascomycota, Eurotiomycetes, Eurotiales, Aspergillaceae. The record is from the annotation of a GenBank genome assembly.
AUGGCUGCUUGUCGCUCAAUUGCCCGCUCUAUCCCCGCUCUCCGCGCGCUUCCCCGCACGCCGACGGUGACCGCUAGAGCUGCAUCUUCAGCCCGAUCUAUUUCUACUGCUUCUCCCCUUUCAAUCGCCUCACGUAGAGUAACCAUGGCUCCCUCAUCACUUUCCGCAACCCGCCGUUUGCAGACCACUGCUCACAAGUUCGCCCCUUCAACGACUUCGGCUAUGUCCACCCCUACCGAAUACCCAACUAGCCACCAAAAGAUCACCAACCCAAUCGACACCGCUAAUUUCAUUGACAACCAAUUUGUGACCUCCAAGGCCUCCACUUGGAUUGACCUCCAUGACCCCGCUACCAACAACCUGGUCACUCGUGUGCCCCAGAGCACAGAUGAGGAGCUGAAGGCUGCCGUGGAGUCGGCCGAGAAGGCCUUCCCCGCCUGGCGCUCAACCAGCAUCAUGGCCCGUCAGCAGAUCCUCUUCAAGUUCACAAGUCUGAUCCGUGAGCACUGGGACCGCCUGGCUGCCUCGAUCACCCUCGAGCAGGGCAAGACCUUUGCUGAUGCCAAGGGUGAUGUUCUCCGUGGUCUGCAGGUUGCCGAGACUGCCUGUGGCAUCACCACCCAGAUGACCGGUGAGGUCUUGGAGGUGGCCAAGGACAUGGAGACCAGAAGCUACCGCGAGCCCCUCGGUGUCGUGGCUGCUAUCUGCCCCUUCAACUUCCCCGCUAUGAUCCCACUUUGGUGUAUCCCCGUUGCAGUGGCAACUGGUAACUGCUUGGUCAUGAAGCCUUCCGAGCGUGACCCCGGUGCUGCGAUGAUUCUCGCAGAACUCGCCGCCGAGGCUGGUUUCCCCCCUGGUGUUCUGAACAUCAUCCACGGCUCUGCUCGUACCGUGGACUUCAUCCUUGAUGAGCCCGCCAUCAAGGCCAUCAGCUUUGUUGGUAGCAACCGUGCCGGCGAGUACAUCUACUCUCGGGGCUCUGCCAACGGCAAGCGUGUGCAGGCCAACUUGGGUGCCAAGAACCACGCCGCUGUGUUGCCCGACGCCAACAAGAACCAGGCUCUCAACGCCAUUGUUGGUGCUGCUUUCGGUGCUGCCGGUCAGCGCUGCAUGGCAUUGAGCACCUGUGUCAUGGUUGCCGAGACAAAGGAGUGGCUGCCCGAGAUUGCUGAGCGUGCUAAGGCUCUAAACGUCAACGGUGGCUUCGAGGAGGGUGCUGACCUUGGUCCUGUCAUCAGCCCCGAGAGCAAGAAGCGCAUUGAGGACCUCAUUGCCAGUGCUGAAGAGGAGGGUGCUACCAUCCUUUUGGACGGCCGUGGUUACAAGCCCGAUGGAUACCCCGAUGGCAACUUUGUCGGCCCUACCAUCAUCACCAAUGUCACUACUGACAUGAAGUGCUACAAGGAGGAGAUUUUCGGACCAGUCCUUGUCUGCCUGAACGCUGAGACCCUUGACGACGCUAUCAGCACAAUUAAUGCCAACGAAUACGGCAACGGCGCUGCCAUCUUCACUCGCUCUGGCUCCACCGCCUCCAAGUUCCAAAAGGAGAUCGAGGCCGGCCAGCUCGGUAUCAAUGUUCCCAUCCCUGUCCCUCUUCCCAUGUUCUCCUUCACUGGUAACAAGAAGAGUAUUGCCGGUGGUGGUGCCAACACCUUCUACGGCAAGCCCGGCUUGCAAUUCUACACUCAACAAAAGACCGUCACCAGCUUGUGGAAGAGUGAAGAUGCCGUGAGCACCAAGGCCAGCGUCGUGAUGCCCACUCACUCUUGA